This is a messenger RNA of Microthlaspi erraticum, 252 nucleotides long. The record is from the annotation of a GenBank genome assembly. NCBI's taxonomy places the organism in Eukaryota, Viridiplantae, Streptophyta, Magnoliopsida, Brassicales, Brassicaceae.
AUGCAAGCCGAUUUGGAAGGGAUGAAUCAAAGGAUGAAGUCUGAUGCAGAGGGAUAUGUUACUCUGAAGGAGUCUGAGAGCGAGAGAUUGAGGGAAGAGAGGAGGACCAAGAAGAGGAAUGACCCCAUUAGUAGUGAGAGUGAGCAAGGAGAGUUUGAGAUUGGGGUGAACAUUGGAAGAGAAGAGAGUGAUGAGUCUGAAAGUGAAGAAGAAGGAGAGGAGGUCAAUCAAGAGGUUGAUGAAGUGGCAUGA